This is a messenger RNA of Labrus mixtus (cuckoo wrasse), 1470 nucleotides long. RefSeq names its product isoaspartyl peptidase/L-asparaginase. Lineage: Eukaryota; Metazoa; Chordata; Actinopteri; Labriformes; Labridae. The transcript is spliced from 7 exons. The coding region runs from base 129 to 1061 and encodes 310 amino acids. Gene Ontology annotation, molecular function: asparaginase activity. The record is from RefSeq and is a predicted model, not a curated record.
CUUGACGUUUCGAGGCUGGGAUCGGUCGGGAUAGCAAAACACUUGACAAAUACCACGAAACCACGUGACUGUGCCGGAGGUUUUUCCUGGGGAAAAAAAAGAGUGAAGAUCCGGAAAGCAACUUAAAGAUGUCGGCGGUCGUAGUCGUACAUGGUGGAGCGUGGGCCAUACCUGAUGACCUGGCCAAGGCCUCUGUGGACGGAGUAAAGGCUGCGGCAUGUGAAGGACAUUCAGUGCUGAAAAGAGGAGGAAGUGCGCUGGAUGCUGUGGAGGCUGCUGUGAGGGCUCUGGAAGAUAACACUGUGUUUAAUGCAGGGCACGGAGGAACGCUAAACACUGAAGGAGAAGUGGAGCUAGACGCUAUAAUCAUGGAUGGACGGACUCUUGGGAAUGGUGCGGUGUCUUCUGCAAAGAACGUCGCCCACCCUGUGACACUGGCACGGGCGGUGAUGGAGAAGACUUCUCACUGCAUGCUGACAAGCAGAGGAGCAAACCAGUUUGCAGAGAGCAUCGGCAUGGCGACAGUUCCCACUGAAACAAUGGUGACUGAGUACGAGAGGAAAGAAUGGGAGAAGCACAAGAACUAUGUUACAGGAGUAAUGGAGGAUUUCAACGCUCAGUGGGCUCAUGAUACUGUUGGAGCAGUUGCGGUUGACUGUUCUGGUAACGUCGCAUGUGCAACAUCAACCGGAGGGAUCAGAAAUAAAAUGGUUGGCAGAGUAGGAGAUUCUCCAAUCAUUGGUUCUGGAGGAUACGCAGACAACCUCAGUGGCGCAGUUUCAUGUACCGGUCAUGGAGAGUCUAUUCUUAAAGUCACACUGGCCAGACUCAUUAUUUCACAUAUUGAGCAAGGUAAAUCAGUGGAGGAUUCUUCACAGCUGUCUCUGCAGUACAUGGGAAACCGUGUGCAUGGUGCAGGAGGCGCUAUUGUAGUGUCUCCAUCAGGACAGUGGGCAGCCACGUUCACCACAGAGCGGAUGGCAUGGGCAGCCGUGGAUCAUGAUGUUCUGUGGUUUGGAUUAGACCCAAAUCAAAGAAGUAAAGAGCAGCUAUCCAAUUAGCAAUUUAAUGCUAUCACUCCUAUUAUUUUAAGUUCUGAGCCGUGAUGUAGGGCUCUUAAUCUCUUACAUUUACUUACAAGCUGGAAGUAUGUUCCAUUAGUAAUGUUCCAUUUUAAACCUGUAAACUCAAAGGGUUGUACUGUAGGUAUUCACAUUUAAUGUAGUUGAUGUUGACUUCAGUGUACUUUAAAAUAUGUACAUGAACUGUGUCCUUGACUGUUGUUAUUUUUUAACUCUGGACUAAACACUCAACUUCUCUUCAGUGCAGCCGUAUUUUCUGAAAGCAGUUAGUUAUUGCACUGGAUGAAAAAAACUACUUGAUAUACCAAUAAUGUUUGAUAUCUAGUUAUGAUGUGUUUUCAUUUUAAAAAAAGAUUUAAAAGCAGUUAUUAUCAAUAAAAAAAAAUAA